CCCAGCUGCUGUGCCUUGUCACAUUCUGCAGAACAUGAUAGCUACGCAAUUUGUGUGGGAGCGAAUUCGGCUCCUCUCUAAAUACAAACAACAAGAAGAACCGAAUGUGUUGUGCGAAUCAGGACGUUUUAAAUGCAAGAAGGGCAGGAUAUGUAGCAAAUCAAGUAGUCGUGCAUUGGUGCUGCACGGUAGACUUAAUAAGUGGAUAGGCGGACAGACAGCAGGCUGAUAGUGCACAUAAAUCAAGAGCGCAAACGGGACAAUCGUACUUAUCCCAGAGGACGAGUUGGAACUAAAUACGGAAUUUCAUUCGGAUUGAUCAGCAGCUGAUCUCUUUUGCCUUUUCUGAUGUGGGUGAGGUGUCAUUGAAAUGGACUUGGACCCCUUGGCGUGAUUUCAGGUAUUAUUGGAGUUUGUAGGGUAUGUUAUCUAGAUUUCGAUCUAGUUUACUAUUUGAGCAAGGCCAUUGAACUGAUCCGAUGAAGUUAUUCCGGUCGGCUUUUCGAUUAAACGAAUCAUUCGGCGCAUUCCAAACCUCACUUUUGACAUGACGUUGACUAUUCUUUUGAACGAUGUGUUAAAAUUGAGCGUGGGUGAAUAUUCCAUACAAUUAUUUUAGCUUUGUAGCGGAUUGACUCUAAACAACUAGUGGACGCGAAACCUCAAGUGUCGUGUCUAUGAACGGAUUUAUUCCCUUUAUUUUGAAUUUAUUGCAGUUUUUACCCUUUUGCACAAUCUACUGGUGGCAAACUGAAAACCACACGUCUGCUGCUCCUAUUUUCGUGUGCCCAAAUCGUUGCGCACAGCAGACGUUCUUUUUUUCUCUCUCUCUCCGGACAAUAAUCAUCCCGCUUUCUCUCUACGUACGAUGUAUGAGAGUGUGGACGUCGUGGGACUGAAUCCCAGCCCGAACCCGUUUUUAAUGAUGGAUUACUACAACCAGAGCAGAGGAUGUUUGAUCCCAGAGAAAGGACUUGUGCCCGGAGCGCCCCAUCACUACAGCACGUCCAUCAGAAACCAACACUGGAACGGCUCGAAUCACUCGAUAGAGACACAGAGUACCAGCUCAGAGGAGAUAGUGCCAAGCCCGCCGUCGCCCCCUCCUCCCCCGAGGGUCUACAAGCCCUGCUUCGUGUGCCAGGACAAAUCCUCAGGAUACCACUAUGGAGUCAGUGCCUGCGAAGGCUGCAAGGGCUUCUUUCGGAGGAGCAUCCAGAAGAGCAUGGUGUAUACGUGUCAUCGGGAGAAGAACUGCAUCAUCAACAAGGUCACCAGGAACCGCUGCCAGUACUGCCGGCUGCAGAAGUGCUUGGAAGUGGGCAUGUCCAAGGAGUCUCCUCGCUCCAGCUCCAAAGGCGGGAUGGUGUUGGGCCCCCAGCCGCCGCCCCCACCAUUGGAGACCGGGAGGGGACAGACUGGGGGGCCAGGGGCGGACAGGGCAGCUCCCCCGGCGGUGAGGAAUGACCGGAACAAGAAGAAGAAGGAUGAGAAGAAGCAGGAGUGCCCGGAGAGCUACGUGCUGAGCAUUGAGACGGAGCAGAUGAUUAACAGGGUCAGCAAGGCGCAUAAGGAGACCUUCCCUUCGCUCUGCCAGCUGGGCAAAUACACCACGAGUAACAGCUCGGAGCGGCGCGUGGCUCUGGACGUGGACCUGUGGGACAAGUUCAGUGAGCUGUCCACCAAGUGUAUCAUCAAGACGGUGGAGUUCGCCAAGCAGCUUCCUGGCUUCACCACGCUCACCAUCGCUGACCAGAUCACCCUGCUCAAGGCCGCCUGUCUGGACAUACUGAUUCUGCGGAUCUGCACGCGCUACACGCCGGAGCAGGACACCAUGACGUUCUCGGAUGGCCUGACGCUAAACCGGACCCAGAUGCACAAUGCCGGCUUCGGACCUCUCACCGACCUGGUGUUCGCCUUCGCCAACCAGCUCCUCCCCCUGGAGAUGGAUGAUGCUGAGACGGGACUGCUCAGCGCCAUCUGUCUGCUGUGUGGAGAUCGGCAGGACCUGGAGCAGGCAGACAAGGUGGACGUACUACAGGAGCCCCUACUGGAGGCUCUGAAGAUCUACGUGAGGAAGAGGAGGCCUCACAAACCGCACAUGUUCCCCAAGAUGCUGAUGAAGAUCACCGACCUGAGGAGCAUUAGCGCCAAAGGAGCCGAGCGUGUCAUCACCCUGAAGAUGGAGAUCCCCGGCUCCAUGCCCCCUCUCAUCCAGGAGAUGCUGGAGAACUCUGAGGGUCUGGAGAGCGGGGCCGCGGGCACCCGGACCAGCGGAGCCCCCCCGGGCAGCUGCAGCCCCAGCCUGUCCCCCAGCUCCGCCCAAAGCAGCCCCAGCCCCACCACACAGUCGCCGUAGCAAGCCCUCCUUUUUCCUCAUUCACUUCAAUCUCCCUGUGGGUUUGGGGGUGUCCUCGCUGGACACAGAGACCGGCGUGCUCUUAAGUGUUCCUCCCCCCCGCGUGACACACCCUCUCCUGCUCCUCCCCCUCAAAGACGCUGUCUGGAAAAUGGCGAAAAGGUGGCGGCGGGAUUUCUCUGAAUGACCAUGCUGGAACACUGCUGACAUCUCCCCCACGCCCCUCUCUACCCACCUCUGCCUGAAAGACUGAGGGCAGGAACAUGAAGGAGCCGUCCGAGUUGUGAACACUGGUCCACUCAGGGAGGCUGGCGGGAAAUGGGGACAGACAAACGGACAGGACAAACAGCGAGACUAACACCAGACACCUUUUUUUGCGUUUCUCAGAGGAGGACUGCAGGCAUGGACUUGUCAAAGAAGACCACACAAAAAGACUGGGUCUUUCUACUUUUCCAACUUGGAAAAAACAGAUUUCGUACAAAAGAUAUAUAAAUAUAUAUAGAAAAGUAAGGAACUAUUGUGAUUGACUUGUACAUGAUGGAGUAACAGGUUAGAGAAGGUUAUAAUUGUUGAUUUAAAUGCUCUUAUGUUCCUCCACUGUUUUAAUCGUCUCAUACUCAUGAGAGUAUCAAAAGAGAACUGUUCCGUUGUUUUAUCACAUACCCAAUGUUCUAAUUAACAAAAGUCAAGAAGUUGAAAUGGCUUUUUCAAUUCACAGACACGACACAGACAUGCACAGAAAAGAGUUCUGAGAAAUGUCGCACUAUUCCGGGUCGGGUUUGUUUUUCCUCUUUGGUGUUGCCGCAAUGAGAGUGGAAGGAAAAAAAUGAUUGUAUGUUAUGGUCACAGGUCCUUCAAGAUAUCAGAUUAAUGAAGAUUCUUUAUUUUAAGUUGCCUUUGAGUUCAUGUAUAUAAGCUGUAUUCAUUUCUUUAAACUGAAAAGUUUAGCCUUAACCUGAUUUUUUUUUUUUUACUAAAGAAAAUGAAUACCUUUCGUGUUUUGUUCAUAGAUUUCUGUUUCAAGAAAGAAAAAAGAAAAAAUAAUUACUGAAGGAAAGUCAUCCCCUUAAAUGAGGGACAGGUCCAUAUUUAUCACUAUGAUUCUGACAUACAGCAGCCACAAUUUAGUUCAUUCUCACUCCUUAAAUUACAACAGAUUUCCAUGAAUAGAAAAGAAAACCAUGGCACUCAUAUUGAGGCUGUAUGAGGAUUUGUAGCUGAACAAAGAAGGGGGUUUGGGGAUUGCCUAGUUACUCACCCAGAAUUUAUGUCUGCUGCUUUAUCAAUCACUACACACAUUGAGUCUUAAACUACCAUGAGGGGCAUUGUACAAAACUAAUUAAUUUGGGAUUGGAGGGUCUCUAACUAAUCAAAGUUGAUAACGUCUUCAUGUAGGCUGGCUCUGACCCAACCAAUCUGUUUCUGGGACCAAUCAAAACAGUCAAUGUGUUCACGUUCUAGAAAUCUUUGGGGGGGGGGGGGCAAAUCCAGACUCGUUGUGGAGAAGAAAUGUUAUUUGUCUGGAAUGAUGUGGAUGGGUAACCAGGCAAGGUUUGGAGUUGGAGGGUUGAGAUCCAGGUGCUGGGUUCGUCCAGCAAGGCACAGAGACUAGGCACAAAUGGAUUACAGUGUGAAGGAAGGAGUACAGUACACUGCAUUUCCAAGAAGUGAUUAGUAUAAGAAGCUUCAAAAUGAUAUGUGGUUUGGGGAGUAAUCUAGUGUUCCCUGUUGAUGGUGAAAGAAGUUGACGAAAGUUACCCUUUUUGGCUAUGCUUUUGCAACUAUAGUGCAACAGGUAAGUAUUCACUUUCACUUUUUCCACAUUUUGUUACUUUACAGCCUUAUUCUAAAAUGGAUUAAAUAAUGUUUUCCUUCAUCAAUCUACAGACAAUACCACAUAAUGAUAAGGAAAAAACAGGUUUAUAGACAUUUUUUGCAACAAAAAAAGUGUAUAUACUUCAGUAUUCAGACCCUUAACUUAGUACUUUGUUGAAGUACCUUUGGCAGCAAUUACAGCCUCGAGUCUACAAGCUUGGCACACCUGUAUUUGGGGAGUUUCUCCCAUUCUUCUCUGCAGAUCCUCUCAAUCUCUGUCAGGUUGGAUGGGGAGUGUUGCUGCACAGCUAUUUUCAUGUCUUUCCAGAGAUGUUCGAUCGGGUUCAAGUCCGGGCUCUGGCUGGGCCACUCAAGGAUAUUCAGAGACUUGUUCCGAAGCCACUCCUGCGUUGUCUUGUCUGUGUGCUUAGGGUUGUUGUCCUGCUGGAAUGUAAACCUUCACCCCAGUCAGGUCCUGAGUGCUCUGGAGCAGGUUUUUGUCAAGGAUCUCUCUGUACUUUGCUCCGUUCAUCUUUCCCUCAAUCCUGACUAGUCUCCUGAUUGCUGGAAUGCUGCAGAGAUGGUUGUCCUUCUGUUUCACCCAUCUCCACAGAGGAACUCUGGAGCUCUGUCAGAGUGACCAUCAGCUUCUUGGUCACCUCCCUGACCAAGGCCCUUCUCCCCCGAUUGCUCAGUUUGGUCAGGUGGCCAGCUCUAGGACGCGUCUUUGCCUCAACUUCUUCCAUAUAAGAAUGAUGGAGGCCACUGUGUUCUUGGGGACCUUCAAUGCUGCAGACAUUGUUUGGUACCCUUCCCUAGAUCUAUGCCUCGACACAAUCCUGUCUCGGAGCUCUACGGACAAUUUCUUCAACUUCAUGGCUUGGUUUUUGCUCUGACAUGCACUGUCAACUGUGGGACCUUAUAUAGACAGGUGUGUCCCUUUUCAAAAUCAUGUCCAAUGAAUUGAAUUUAGCACAGGUGGACUCCAAGUUGUAGAAACAUCUCAAGGAUGAUCAAUGGAAACAGGAUGCACCUGAGCUCAAUUGAGUCUCAUAGCAAAGGGUCUGAAUACUUGAAUAAUGUAGUUAUUCAGUUUUUAGUACAUUUACAAAAACAAUUCAAACCUGUUUUCACUUUGUUAUUAUGGGCUAUUGUGUGUAGAUUGACAAGGAAAUGUUGUAUUUAACCAAUUUUAGAAUAUGGCUUUAACGUAACAAUGUGAAGGGGUCUGAAUACUUUCCGAAUGCACUGUAUAUGCCAGGACCUGGAUUGUAUUCAUUAGGCAUCAAAGAAAAUGGACUAAAACAGUUCAAAAAGUGUUUGCAGCGAACAUGUUACUUAGUUACAAUUUCAGUUGUGUUCAGGGAGCAAUUUCAGGGAGAGUACCUGAACUUGUAUAGUGAGAAACACUAAUCCCCCACCCCCUGGUGAAUGAAUAUGAACCUGUUGUGAUUCUUCGUAGAAGCCAAACCAUGCCCGCUGAGGCUAGUUUUUGAUUCUCACAUGCAGCUCGCGCAAACAUUCAUCACUGUACACAAACACCCACCGAUGUCUCAGGAAGGCAUCAUUCUGUGUGUGUCGCUUGUUCUUUGUAAGAAUUUCCACUGUGCUACACCCCGCCUCCUGUCGCACACACUGACACACACAAACCCCUGCUACUGAGCCCCUGAGUUCUACAACCCUACAAUCACUCUCUUUAACCCGCUAGACCGGGACUUUGCAGAGAGGCUGGUCUGAACAGCAAGAGCUAUGAAGAGGAUGUCAAUAUGGAGUCUCUAGGAAUCAUAAAUGUGUUUAUUUUGUAUUUUCUUUAUUUUUGUACAGUCAAAGCUACUUCUCUUCCUCAAUCAGGAGGACCACACCUGUCCACAACAUCGCACGUCUCCCUCGGCAGCAAAUCGGGAAUAGCAACAGACUCCCCUCGAUUUGAAAAGUCUGGAAUAUGUUGCAAUUUUUGUCAAGAUCUAUCCAGACGACUUAAAACAAAAUAAAAUCGGCAUUUAAUAA
Salvelinus fontinalis (brook trout) is the source of this 6178-nucleotide messenger RNA. Its product is annotated as retinoic acid receptor alpha-like. Bases 869 to 2356 code for a protein of 495 amino acids. Lineage: Eukaryota; Metazoa; Chordata; Actinopteri; Salmoniformes; Salmonidae. The transcript has 9 exons. Gene Ontology annotation, biological process: regulation of transcription by RNA polymerase II; cellular response to corticotropin-releasing hormone stimulus; retinoic acid receptor signaling pathway. Gene Ontology annotation, cellular component: transcription regulator complex; nucleus. Gene Ontology annotation, molecular function: nuclear glucocorticoid receptor binding; zinc ion binding; RNA polymerase II cis-regulatory region sequence-specific DNA binding. The record is from RefSeq and is a predicted model, not a curated record.